AUGCGUAGAGGCAUGCGCAUUGACCAAGUGUUGUUUCAUCUAGAAAUCGAACCUGGUAUUCUCCGGGUAUGUCCUUGGAGGGAGCUCCUUGCCACUGGAGCCCAAACAACUUGGAACAAAAAUCACCACCUUACUCCACCCACCCCUCCUUCCCUUCCUAUCAUUGGACACAUUCACCUUCUUUCUAAGCUUCUCCACCAAAGUUUUCACAACCUUUCAAUUCAUUAUGGACCCAUAAUGCAACUUUUCCUAGGCUCCGUUCCUUGUAUAGUAACUUCAAGUCCAAAAAUAGCCAAAGAGUUUCUUAAAACUCACGAAACUUCCUUCUCCAACCGCUUUACAACUUCUGCAGUUCACUACAUAUCAUAUGGCUCAAAGGGUUUAAUAAUUACACCUUAUGGUGACUACUGGAAAUUUGUGAAGAAGAUAUGCAUGUCAGAGCUUCUUGGUGGAAGAACCCUCGAUCAACUUCGUCCCUUGAGGCAACAAGAGACUCUAAGAUUUCUUAGACUUUUGGAUAAGAAAGGGGAAGCCGGUGAAGCCGUUGAUAUUGGCGGCGAGCUGUUGACUCUAUCCAAUAGCAUUAUAACAAGGAUGACAAUGAGAAAAACUUUUGGUUCUAAGAAUGAUAUUUGUGAAGUUAAGGACAUUCGGAAGAUGGUGACAGACACUGCCGAGCUUGCAGGGAAGUUUAAUGUGUCGGAUUUUAUUUGGUUUUGUAAGAAUUUGGAUUUUUAUGGAAUGAAUAAAAGGCUUAAAAGAAUUAGGGACAGGUUUGACAAAAUGAUGGAGAGAGUGACAAAAGAGCAUCUAGAGGAAAAGAAGAAAAGAGGUGAAGGUGCUCAUCAUGUUAGGGAUCUACUUGAUAUAUUGUUGGAAAUACAAGAAGAUGAGAGCAAUGAAAUCAAAUUGACCAGUGAGAAUGUCAAGGCUUUCAUCUUGGACAUAUUUAUGGCAGGAACCGACACAUCUGCUAUAACAAUCGAAUGGGCUAUAGCUGAGUUAAUAAACAAUCCACAUGUGAUGGAGAAAGCAAGACAAGAGAUUGAUUCAGUAACUGGAAAGAGUAGAUUAAUACAAGAAUCGGAUAUUCCGAAUCUUCCAUAUAUAAGAGCUAUAGUGAAAGAAACACUAAGAAUUCACCCUACAACACCCACUAUAGUGAGAGAAUCAUCUGAAAGUUGCAACAUUUAUGGUUAUGAGUUUCCAGCAAAGACCGUUUUAUUUGUUAACUUAUGGUCGAUGGGCAGGGACCCGAACCUGUGGGAAAACCCACUUGAGUUCAGGCCAGAGAGGUUUAUGAGUGAGGAAGAUAAUAAGUUCGAUGCGAGGGGACAAAAUUUCCAACUUAUGCCAUUUGGAAGUGGUAGAAGGGCUUGCCCUGGUGCCACUUUAGCACUUCAAGUUGUUCCCACAAAUCUUGCUGCAAUGAUUCAGUGUUUUGAAUGGAAUGUUGAUGGUAAUGGGAAAGUUAACAUGGAAGAGAAAUCCGCUGUAACCCUUCCAAGGGCUCAUCCUUUGAUUUGUGUUCCUGUGCCCCGUUUUAAUACCAUUCCUUCUUGUGAAUGA
This is a messenger RNA of Medicago truncatula (barrel medic), 1569 nucleotides long. RefSeq names its product cytochrome P450 93A3. The record is from RefSeq and is a predicted model, not a curated record. Bases 1 to 1569 code for a protein of 522 amino acids. Lineage: Eukaryota; Viridiplantae; Streptophyta; Magnoliopsida; Fabales; Fabaceae. Gene Ontology annotation, molecular function: oxidoreductase activity, acting on paired donors, with incorporation or reduction of molecular oxygen; monooxygenase activity; iron ion binding. The transcript has 3 exons.